AUGUAUCAUCACGAUAAAAGUAUCAUUCAUGAGGUUCUGCACACGAUCAAAAAUCUCUACGUCGACGCUAUCAACCUCCCCGCAUCCGGAAAUUUCAACCAUCCGGAUUUCGGUGAAAUGAUCGACACGACGUCGAUAAUGACGGUCGGAUCAUACGUGUUCAUUACCUUCAUACUUGUCCUACAUGAGAGAGACGACUCAUUUGAUCUUCAAAUACUUGGAGGUCAGACGAUGGAGGAAAGCCAAGAGAAUGUUCGGAGAAAUGAGGAGACUAAACAGUUUUUGAAUGACAUACAUGAAGUCAUUGCUAUUGAGCAUGAUAAGAAUAAGGAGUCAGAAACCGCCGCGUGGGAGGCCAUCGGAUUGUUCGUUCUGAAGGGAUACAACGACAAAGAAGUGACGUCAGGACUCCGCCCAGUUAUGGAAUUAAUGGACAAAUCGAAACUUCUGUUGUUCUUAAAACGAAAAGAGACCGCUCCAAUUGUAAUGAUCAAACAAAAAGAAAUGGAUGGAGUCUGGGUGGAUGAUGAUGAUGAGAACCGAGGACAACCACAAUACGGAUCUCUCUUCCCCAGAAUCAAAGUGGACGCAACGAAAAAGAAGCGUCCUAUUUCGGGAAAACCGCAAAAAGCGCAAGAAAAUGUGGACGACGUGCGUUUUGACUUUGGGCAAAAAUUACUUCAUAAAGCGAAUUUUUGA
Molecule: messenger RNA, 699 nt
Organism: Caenorhabditis remanei
Lineage: Eukaryota; Metazoa; Nematoda; Chromadorea; Rhabditida; Rhabditidae
Exons: 4
Coding region: 1-699 (232 amino acids)
Source: RefSeq, a predicted model, not a curated record